Nerophis ophidion (straightnose pipefish) is the source of this 3325-nucleotide messenger RNA. It is a transcript of the gene ift57, whose product is annotated as intraflagellar transport 57 homolog (Chlamydomonas). Gene Ontology annotation, cellular component: centrosome; intraciliary transport particle B; Golgi apparatus. The record is from RefSeq and is a predicted model, not a curated record. NCBI's taxonomy places the organism in Eukaryota, Metazoa, Chordata, Actinopteri, Syngnathiformes, Syngnathidae. Gene Ontology annotation, biological process: intraciliary transport; non-motile cilium assembly. The transcript is spliced from 11 exons. The coding region runs from base 648 to 1679 and encodes 343 amino acids.
CCCCGAAACCGAAGGUAUAUAGCAAUGUUGAAUUCGCUAUUAUACGGGAUUUCGUUCUUCAACGUUGCAUCGAAUGGACAACAGGAAAGACCUCUGAACUGCUUGGACUGAAAAGAACAUUCCCAGCUCUCCAAACAGAACUCAAUUCGACAAAGAAGAGACUUUUCUCCAUUUCCGAUCUCCCCCUGCGACGAAGUUAAAAGGGGAACAAGACUUUCGCUCUGUCCAGCCGAGGACGCAGGGCGUUGGCCGCUCGGGCUUUGGCUCUCGGCCACCACCACUUCUCCUUUUUGGCCUCCCCACUUCUGCCGCGCAGCCGAAAGCUGGAUGUGAUCGCCGGGCCGGGCGAUCCAUCUGGCUUCCUCCAAAUUACAUUUUUGGACACUUCUAGACUUUUUCUCUUUUUGGAAAGCUCGCUUCGAUUCCUUCCCUUUUAGGGACACUUUUCGGGUUUUGAACUCGUUUGAUUAAUUGACACCCCAGCAUGCCUCUGAUUAGCGAUCAGGAGACGCACCUGCUUGUGAUCACUAAUCAGAGAGCUAUAUUAUGCCUGCCAGCUCUGCAAUGACAGCUGGAGGAUUGACAGACAAAGACAUUACUUUGUGUCCAGUCGGUACUUGGCAUCCAAUCCUGGCGAGCAGUUCUACAUGUUCACCAUCAUGGCGGCCUGGCUCAUCAACGCGUGUGGGAGGUCCUUCGCCAUACCCCAAGAAGAUGACGAGCCCAUCGCCAUUGUGUCCAACAUCUUGGCAGAGCUGCGUUCUUUUGAGCUGAAGGUGGACUUCCCGCCCUCUAAACUGAAGUCGGGUUCGGGCGAGCACGUCUGCUUUGUGUUGGACAGACUCGCUGAUGAGGCCCUCAGGAGGCGGGGCUUCUCUUUUAAAAGGCCAAUCUACCCGACUGAAAUCGGAGAAGAAGAGUCGAUGAUGGAGGAUGACACAGAGCUGACUUUUAACAAAGUGGAGGAGAUGAUGGAGGAGCCUGAUGAAGACGAGGUCAACCUGGUGGACUUGGAGGCACUGACCCUUCAGAGCAGUCGCACUGAAGCGGCCGCUGCGCUGGCUAAACCCGACAACAUCCUGCAGUCCACGGUGGACGCGGCCGAGUGGAAUCUGGAAGUGGAACGAGUCCUGCCCCUGCUUAAAGUCACCAUCAGAACCGACAACAAGGACUGGAGAAUCCAUGUGGACCAGAUGCACCAGCACCAGGAUGGGAUCCAGUCCUCACUCCAAGAGGCCAAGUGCUAUCUGGACAAAGUUCAGGUGGACAUCAGUAAGACACUGGAGAAGGUGUCCAGUCGAGAGAAGUAUAUCAACAAGCAGCUAGAAGACGUCAUCAGCGAGUACCGCGAUGCUCAGGCCAAACUAAGUGAGGUCCGAGAGCGCUACCAGCUUGCCAGCGGGGGUGUGGCCCAGAGGACCCGGGUCCUGGCUGAGAUGAGUGAGGAGCUGGAGAAAGUGAAACAGGAGAUGGAGGAGAGGGGAAGCAGCAUGUCCGAUGGAGCGGCAGUGGUGAAGAUCAAGCAGAGCUUGAGCAAACUGAAGCAGGAAAUCGUGAGGAUGGACGUGCGGGUGGGCGUGGUGGAGCACAUGCUGCUGCAAGCCAAACUCAAAGAGAAGUCCAACAUGAACAUGGACAUGCACACUGCCAAUAUGGCGGCUACGGCAGCAUUCAUCUGAGUCUACUUCAACUGCAAGUACUUUUUCAGAAACCUGCAGUCCAGUCAGUUUCAAGCCUCAAUGUUCACAUCAUAGUGUGGUUAGUUUUGAUACACCACACUUUUUUUAUGCAAAAAAACCCAACUUUUCUUACCUAUUGGUACCUGUGUGUGUGUGUUUGGGAUCUGCAUAAGUCCCGAAAAUUUGAAAUCAGACAGGGACAAGCAGUAGAGAAUAGAUGGAUGGACCAUGGAGGCAUGGCAUAUAUAUUUAUAAAACUAUCAUGCCUUCCUUCAUCCUUCCUCCAAAUGAGUUGUUUGGAAUGUACCCAAUUUGGGACAUUUUUCCUUUGGUGGUGUCCGGAUAUCUCCAUAUAUGGUAGCGAUUUACCCAAAGAGCUUUGCACGAGUCCACUAUUAUAGUCCGACGUUGUUGUCAAAAAGUUCUUUAUUUUUCUGUUGCCAUUCCUAAUAAAAAGUAGCACAUAGUUCUAACUUACAUAUGUCAGUAGACUCGAUGUGUAAGUGCUAAAAACUACAACAUGGCUGACAGGGAGAUGACGCAGCUGAAGUGGAGGCACGUAAAUAAGACCCUCCCCACAAAACGACGCAUACCAAGGAGACCUCAGAAAGUGGCUUGAAGAGGGUCUGUAAAACAUAAUCUUUGCAAAAUUUUGAACAAAGAACCAGCAUUACAUGUUAUGUCGACCACAAUAAAUGUAGAAAAACAAACCCUUUAAAUGAAUUCAAUCCAGUAUUGGAACGUUUUGGAUCAAGACAAACACCAGAGACGUGAGACAAAAAGACAAAGAAGACCUAAGCAUGUCCUUGUCUACUCAAGACCCACCAAGCUCUUGUGCAUUUCCUGUUGAGCUUUGUAGAUUUAGUUAGCAAUGUGAUGGACUUGAACAAAAAUGUGGAUAAAGGAGACUCAAUUGCAAACUGAUAUGGUUCUGUAAGCGGGUGGGUGUUUCCUGGUGUCACCUGCUUUAGGUCCAUGGGGAAGGGUGGCUUCUUCUGAAAUUGUGCUCGACUGCAUCCUUGGGAUUGGAUGAGACUGAGGACUGUUGUUGUCACUAGUUCACAUGCUGCGGUUGGAAAACAGAAGGCUUACUUGCAUACAUUGUAUACAUUUUGAUCCAUGGAUCAUCUUUCAGUUCGACGCUAAAGGAAUAUAUUACUCAAAUAUUUAGAUAGAAUACACUUGAAAAACAACAAAAUAUACAUUUUUACCCCAUAUUUUUGCAUGCUGAGUAUUCAGUCUGUCUUUGACGAAGGAUUUUCAUAGUCGAAUCGAAUUUGUUAUAUUUUGCCUAUCGUCGACUAUCUAGCUGGUGACUAAGUUUUUUUUAACAUUACAUGGAUGUGCUUUAGCAUAUACAGUAUAUAUAAAUUUGUUUAUAAAAGAAGUAUAAUUAUUCCUUAAAUGGGAGCUGCACUUUUUUGGGAAUUUUGCCUAUCAUCCACAAUCCUUAUAAAAAAACAAGAAUACAAAAUAUAUAUCUUUUUUGCAUUUUAACUGGUAAUAAUUGGCUAAUUCUAGGUGGCUCGCAAUGCAGCUAAUGGGAGCAAUCCAAUUUGCCUGUAAAUUGAAGGGAGGAGAACCUUUUUACUUACGCUGUUUUGUUUAAUCUCUAAUAAAGCUAUCCAAGUUUUUGUCAUUUUUCA